UACUAACAAAAUCUUUUAGAACAAUAAUGAAAUUGAUUUUUUUGACAUUAUUUAUCACAAUUACAAUAGUAAAUAUUGUUAAUUGUCAUGAAGGAUCAAUUGAAAGUAAUGAUCCAUUAAGUAUUCAAGAAACAAAACAGGAUAAUCUUCAACUAACUAUAGAUUCCAAAAAUGUUCUUCUAACACGUUUAACACGUUCACAUCAUGGUAAAGGAGGAGGUUAUUCUUCAUGUAGUACUUGCGGAGGUCAAGUUUAUAAGCCUCAAGUACAGCAAGGAGGAGGGUGUACUACCUGUGGAGGAGGAGGUGGAGGUAGCGGAAGCUUUUCACAAUCUUCAUCUCAAUCAUCCUCUGGAUCAUUUUCAGGAGGAAAUGGUAAAAAGAAAUAA
Chrysoperla carnea is the source of this 389-nucleotide messenger RNA. RefSeq lists its product as uncharacterized. Lineage: Eukaryota; Metazoa; Arthropoda; Insecta; Neuroptera; Chrysopidae. The transcript is spliced from 2 exons. The record is from RefSeq and is a predicted model, not a curated record. The coding region runs from base 27 to 389 and encodes 120 amino acids.